GAUGUAAUCUAGGUUACAAGAAAUAAGAUGUAACCUAGGUUAUAAGAAGUAAAAUAUAACCUAGGUUAUAAGAAGUAAGAUGUAAUCUAGGUUAUAACAAAUAAGAUGUAAUCUAGGUUAUAACAAAUAAGAUGUAACCUAGGUUAUAAGAAGUAAAAUAUAACCUAAUUCAUAAGAAGUAAGAUAUAACCUAGUAUAUAAGAAGUAAGAUAUAACCUAGUAUAUAAGAAGUAAGAUGUAACUAGGUAACUAAGGUUAGGGUGGGUCUAGCCGCUCCUAGAAUAUGCAUUGAAUGGAACCUACAACAUGUAGCAAUCCAAGGCUAGUUCCUCACAAUCCUAGAUACAAUGGGUACAUCUUAUACUAAAAAGUACAGUGUAUCAAAGAGGUAUUAGCAUACUGUCCUUGCAGUCAAUAUGCUUAAAAAGACAUUCCAUAUUUGUUAUGUUUAUUUAUCUUCCAAGGUAUACAUUAUUUAUAUUUAUAAUCUAUAUUAUACAGUAUAGUCUUACAAUUCUACAGUAUAUAAUGUGCACAAUGUUUCAAGCUUUAGUUACAAUCGUUAAGUAUGUUUAAUACCUCUUUAUCCUCUAUUAUAUGAAACGUAAAAGCUUACAAGUAGAAAAUAAGUCUAAAAUGUGUUCAAUUUAGCUUCAAGUACCUGUAAUGAGUAACCGUAAAAGUGCAGUAUUUAAAACUACGCCUAAAUUAUAUAUAUUUUUUAUACCAAGUAAAUAAUGUAACUUAUCAUGUACAAACCAUAGACGUGUAUCUAUGUCUAUAGUAAAUACGUCAUAAAUAUAUGUCUAUGGUAAAUACGAUUAUUUCUGUACCUAUGUUCGUUUUAAUAAAUUAAUUGACUGAACGAUGACACUGAUUUAAAACUGAAGUUAGUUUUAGAACAAAGACAAUGUCCCAUCGAUGGUGCAUUCUCUGUAAUUUUAACGAAGAUCCGUAAAAGUGAAACAUUUUAAGGAUGUUGUCUUUUCUGACACACAAUGGCGUCUGAGGUUUUCAGAUAAAUCAAGAAGGAUCCAGUGAUCGGAGGGACUCCCAUCAAAUUGAAUGUCGAGCAACGAGAGCUGCCAAAGGAGUAACGUGGUAUAUCGAAAAAAGACAAGAGUCCCCUGUAAUUGCGGAUGGGAAGUCAGAUUCGGUUAUGGUGUAGCAGUCACUUUGGCCAUCUUCGAAGCGAAACGCUUUUUUAUGCUGAUUCUAGAAAUAUUCGCCGAAUGGCAAAUUAUUCGAUUCGCGGGUGGUUUACGACCCGUCAUAUUUACACUGAUAAACGUCAGCUUAGGCUUGCCGACUGCGUUGAUAACUGUUCGUAGCAUACGCGCACGAAAAGUGCCACGUUGCUGUGCGGAAACGAAACGAACUCUGAAAUGCCUGCUGAUAGCGAUCACAGUCUGCGCCAUAAUGAACGCAACCACUUUGGUGUCGAUAGGAUAUCACAUGAACGUUCGUCAAGAGGCGUUGAUCGACAUUUUCAACAGCUCGAUGCGAUUGUACGCGAGGGCAGCGUCUUACAAGUACGCCAUCGACGAGGUACAAUUCAUCUUUCAAUGCUGCGGUCAUUCCUCCUACGCAGAUUGGUUCCUCUUUGACUGGCAGGGAGUCGAUUAUGCAUCCCGCGAAGAAAUGGCGGCGCAAAGCCCGAUAUCCGACGAGGAGUACAGGGAUCGGGGUGUGCCUUUCAGCUGCUGCAGUUUGAGAGCGAUGGCUCCUUGCGAACACAACGAUAUCGAUGGCGAUGUUAAAACCAUUAAUACCAACGGAUGCGCUGAAGUGGUCAGUCCUGUUUUGCUUAGGAUCGUCAUCGUGGCGUACGUCAUGACCAGCACCUUGGUGAUUAUACAGGUGUUCCUGGGAUUUCUGAUCACGAAGAUUAUACGAAAAUUACUAUGUGGAACAUGUCGCUUCUACCACUUCCCCAAAAUGUUUGCCAACGAAUCAUCCACCACGUCGUUGGACGAAACAAGUUCUGAAACGGAGAAACGUUCGAGCUCGUCUCCCUCGAACUGGGAGCCUGGGGAGAAGACAAAGAGACCCGAUAAACGUCGCAGGAAAAACAUGAAACGGUCGAUGAAAUACGUUCGAGCUAAAAAUAAAACCAGCACAAAGUACGAGUCCUAUUAUUCCUCGUCGCCGAUGGAGUCUUCACCUGUGCACGGGAACACGCGUCGCGAUGCAGCCAGGAUCAAACCGAGCAUCCACGAGGAGCACACGGUGUUCAAGAAACGUACGCUCGAUGGGACGCGUUGAAGGAACGAGUACAUAGAUUCACGAAUCGCUUUUGCUUCGUGGAAGCAACGAUUUAUCGACUCCUGAAAAAGGAGCGUUAGGACCAAAGAGGAUCGAAUGGAAUAAGAAAUUGUUUUUUUGGGGGAACAGCUGGCAGGCAGCGUGGAAGGAACCGUGUGAAAACAGGUGUAUACGGAGAAACAGUAUCGUGUGCGAUACUGUGAGGGAUGGUCAUAGUAGCUCCUGGAAAAUCGAUCAAGAGAUUAAAUUUGUGCUUGGACGUAUAAAUUGCGGUGAUAAAAUGACGCGAGGUGCAGGAAUAUGCAUUGGCGUAACUUGAUGAUCGAACGUUCUUGUGUUAGGGAUUUCUAAAUUUUACUUUCAAAUUUCUGUAUCUAAAUUUUUUCAUUUUUACAUUUGCAAGGUACACAAUUGGAAUUCUUGAAAGGUACAUAAUUGAAAAUCUUGAAAUUCUACAUCCCAAAAUGUCCCGGAUUCUUAAGAGUCACAAUUUCUAAACCCCAAAAUUUGCAGAUCCCCAAAUUCCUAAAUUCUAAAUUUUACAAUCUUCAAAUUUCCACAUCCCCAAAUCCCUAGAUCCACAUCUCUCUAGACGCAAAAGCCUCUAGAUCAAAAAAUCCUGAGAUUCAAGAAUCCCUAUAUCAAAAUUCCUCAUAGCUAAAAUUCCCCAGAUCCAAAAAUCCCUAGAUCAAAAUUUUCCAGAUUCCAAAAUUAACCGAAUCCAAAAA
Molecule: messenger RNA, 2993 nt
Organism: Megachile rotundata (alfalfa leafcutting bee)
Lineage: Eukaryota; Metazoa; Arthropoda; Insecta; Hymenoptera; Megachilidae
Cellular component (GO): membrane
Source: RefSeq, a predicted model, not a curated record